GCCGCAAGCGCAGCUUCACCUUCGGGGCCUAUGGAGGGGUGGACAAGUCCUUCACCCCUCGGCGGAGUGUGUGGAGGAGUGAUGGGCACACCCAGCGCGUCCCUCAAGCACUAGACCUACCACGAGUGGACUCAGCUCCCUCCCACACUGCUUCACUGCACCCCAAGAUCACAGGUCUGUUUGAGAUGAUUGAAAAGAUGCAGGGAAGCAGGAUGGACGAACAGCGAUGCUCCUUCCCACCACCCCUCAAAACGGAGGAGGACUACAUUCCCUACCCCAGCGUCCACGAGGUCCUGGGGCGAGAAGGGCCCUUCCCCCUCAUCCUGCUGCCUCAGUUUGGGGGCUACUGGAUUGAAGGCACCAACCACGACAUCACCAGCAUCCCCGAGACAGAGCCGCUGCAGUCACCCACCACCAAGGUGAAGCUGGAGUGCAACCCUACCGCCCGCAUUUACCGGAAGCACUUUCUUGGCAAGGAGCAUUUCAAUUACUACUCACUGGACACCGCCCUGGGUCACCUUGUCUUCUCACUCAAGUAUGAUGUCAUUGGAGACCAGGAACACCUGCGGCUGCUGCUCAGGACCAAGUGUCGGACAUACCAUGAUGUCAUCCCCAUCUCCUGCCUCACCGAGUUCCCCAACGUGGUCCAGAUGGCGAAGCUGGUGUGUGAAGAUGUAAACGUGGAUCGAUUCUACCCUGUGCUCUACCCCAAGGCGUCCCGUCUCAUUGUCACCUUUGACGAGCAUGUUAUCAGCAAUAACUUCAAGUUUGGAGUCAUUUAUCAGAAGCUUGGCCAGACCUCGGAGGAAGAGCUCUUCAGCACCAACGAGGAAAGCCCUGCCUUCGUGGAGUUCCUUGAGUUUCUUGGCCAGAAGGUCAAGCUGCAGGACUUUAAAGGGUUUCGCGGAGGCCUGGACGUGACCCACGGGCAGACGGGGACCGAGUCUGUGUACUGCAACUUCCGCAACAAGGAGAUCAUGUUUCACGUGUCCACCAAGCUGCCCUACACUGAAGGGGACGCCCAGCAGCGGCACAUUGGGAACGACAUCGUGGCGGUGGUCUUCCAGGACGAGAACACGCCCUUCGUGCCCGACAUGAUCGCGUCCAACUUCCUGCACGCCUACGUGGUGGUGCAAGCUGAAGGCGGGGGCCCCGACGGCCCCCUCUACAAGGUCUCCGUCACUGCGAGAGAUGACGUCCCCUUCUUCGGGCCCCCCCUCCCGGACCCUGCAGUGUUCAGGAAGGGGCCUGAGUUCCAGGAAUUUUUACUGACAAAGCUGAUCAAUGCUGAAUAUGCCUGCUACAAGGCAGAGAAGUUUGCCAAACUGGAGGAGCGCACGCGGGCCGCCCUCCUGGAGACGCUCUACGAGGAGCUGCACAUCCACAGCCAGUCCAUGAUGGGCCUGGGCGGCGACGAGGACAAGAUGGAGAACGGCGGCGGCGGCGGAGGCUUCUUCGAGUCUUUCAAGCGGGUCAUCAGGAGCCGCAGCCAGUCCAUGGAUGCCAUGGGGCUAAGCAACAAGAAGCCCAACACCGUGUCCACCAGCCACAGUGGGAGCUUCACGCCCAACAACCCUGACCUGGCCAAGGCGGCUGGAAUAUCAUUGCUUAUUCCCGGGAAAAGCGCGAGUAGAUUCGGACGCCGGGGCAGUGCCAUAGGCAUAGGAACCGUGGAAGAGUCACUGAUUGUCCCUGGGAAGAGCCCCACGAGGAAGAAGUCGGGGCCAUUCGGGUCACGCCGCAGCAGCGCCAUUGGCAUCGAGAACAUACAGGAGGUGCAGGAGAAGAGGGAGAGCCCCCCAGCUGGCCAGAAGACCCCAGACAGCGGGCACGUCUCCCAGGAGCCCAAGUCGGAGAAUUCAUCCACGCAGAGCUCCCCAGAGAUGCCCACAACCAAGAACAGAGCGGAGACGGCAGCCCAGCGAGCAGAGGUGCUGAAGGACUUCUCCCGUUCCUCGUCCAGCGCCAGCAGCUUCGCCAGCGUGGUGGAGGAGACGGAGGGUGUGGACGGGGACGAUACGGGCCUGGAGAGCGUCUCGUCCUCGGGGACACCCCAUAAGCGGGAUUCCUUCAUCUACAGCACGUGGCUGGAGGACAGCGUCAGCACGACCAGCGGGGGCAGCUCGCCAGGCCCCUCGAGGUCACCCCACCCAGACGCCGCCAAGGCGGGGGACCCUGCAUGUCCCGAGAUCAAGAUCCAGCUGGAAGCGUCUGAACAGCACAUGCCCCAGCCGAUGGGGCCUCAGAAGCACAAGGUGAAGCUGCUGUGUCAACUCCAGGCAGAUGGACCUCUGCUUCCAGGCCAGCACCAGCCCCCGGGCUGCCCUUCCCCCACCCUCCCCUCGGCCCUCCCAGCUGGGCUCUCUCUGCAGGGCAGAACCGUCCAGACCCACCCGGGAGCCAGGAGCUGCUGGCAUCAUCCCCACCCUUGGGCCGGGGGCCAGGCUAGGGCAGGGAGUGGUCAGUGGUUUGCCCCCACUCUGGCUCCUCCAUCUCUCCCAGGUGCACCUCUGGACUCAGGGGGUAGUAAGCUAUUCAGUGCGCGCAGAGCUGCCGUGGAUGCAGCGGGGUGCGAGUGCAGUGGGUGAGCUCUGGGCGAUGGCGGAGGGCACCCUCCUGUGGGGCUCUGGGCACCCCUGUCGGGGUGCCUCUGCUGUGGAAGGAUGGAUUGUUUGAGGUCACUGAAGACUGUGGUCCCCAGGACCUGCACCCGAUGGGGCACUGUUCUCCCGGGGCCUCCCAUCACACCACCCUGCUUUUGGGGUCUCUGGGGCUCCAGGUGGGUUGAGAGGUGGGUGUUGAUUGCCUGUCGCCUCGCCUGGACCCCACGUUCUACCACAGAUCUGCCAACACCCCAUCCCCUGCCUCCACACAACGGACAGGUGCCCCUCACGGGGAACCACCUGGCUUCUCAGCAGCACCCAGCGUGGCCUCCCAUGCUCCUGGGCGCUCUCAGCUCGCGGGUCUCAGCUGGCUGGAGUGGCCACUCGCCUCCAUGGCCCCUGCCCCAGCGAGGGCAGCCAGGCCCAGCGGCUGAGGCCACAUCUGUGUGUCUGUCCACACUUUUUAGGCACCACGCCGAAGGCCAGCCUUCCAGCCCCAACACCCAUUUUGGAAGCCCCCGUGGCCGUGUGUAUGUCGGUGACAGUUGUACAAAAUAAAUUCUAUUUAUCGCUAUUG
Molecule: messenger RNA, 3180 nt
Organism: Condylura cristata (star-nosed mole)
Lineage: Eukaryota; Metazoa; Chordata; Mammalia; Eulipotyphla; Talpidae
Gene: RAP1GAP
Product: RAP1 GTPase activating protein
Exons: 25
Coding region: 186-2588 (800 amino acids)
Biological process (GO): regulation of small GTPase mediated signal transduction; activation of GTPase activity
Cellular component (GO): cytoplasm; membrane
Molecular function (GO): GTPase activator activity
Source: RefSeq, a predicted model, not a curated record